This is a messenger RNA of Mesorhabditis spiculigera, 456 nucleotides long. NCBI's taxonomy places the organism in Eukaryota, Metazoa, Nematoda, Chromadorea, Rhabditida, Rhabditidae. The record is from the annotation of a GenBank genome assembly.
AUGCCACCUGCCAGGAAAGGAAAGGUCAAGGAGGAACAGCCCGUCGUCGCUUUGGGCCCACAAGCCAGAGAAGGCGAGAAUGUUUUCGGCGUCGCCCACAUCUUCGCUUCCUUCAACGACACUUUUAUCCAUGUUACGGAUAUCUCGGGUCGCGAAACGAUCGUGCGUGUGACUGGUGGAAUGAAAGUCAAGGCUGAUCGUGACGAGUCGUCUCCAUAUGCCGCUAUGCUUGCUGCCCAAGAUGUCGCUGAACGUUGCAAACAGCUUGGAAUCAACGCGCUACACAUCAAGCUUCGCGGCACGGGCGGUACCCGCACCAAAUCGCCGGGGCCUGGUGGCCAAUCAGCUCUCCGUGCGUUGGCACGCAGUGGCCUGAAGAUUGGCCGAAUCGAAGAUGUGACGCCGAUCCCAUCAGACAGCACGCGCAGGAAGGGCGGGCACCGUGGUCGUCGCCUC